AUGGCGACUGGCCGAAUCAGUGUAGCUCCAAUGGCGCCAUUUGAUCCUAUGUCCGAUCCAAACUCUCUCAGUCAGCGCUGGAAAACGUGGAAACGACAAUUUGAAACAUAUCUUGUUGCUCUGAAUGUGACUGAAAAGAAACAAAAGCGGGCUCUCUUGUUGUACCAAGCUGGCCAAGAGACUCAGGAUAUUUUUGAUACCCUUGUUGACAUCGGCGAAGACAACGAUUAUGAUUCCGCUAUCGCUGCCCUCAAUACGUAUUUUUCACCUAAAAAACAUGUCGAUUUUGAAAUUUUUAAGUUUCGUGAAGCCAAACAACAACCACAUGAAACAAUCAAUCAGUUUUCAACUCGUCUUAGGAAGCUGGCGGCAACCUGUGACUUCGAAAAUAUCAACAAGAAAGUAAAAUCGGCCAUAAUUCAAAACUGUUUAUCGAAACGUCUACGACGCUACGCCCUGCUUGACUUGGAAGUUACACUAGCCAAGAUUCUCGCAAAAGGCAGAGCUUUUGAACUCAGUGAAUCGCGGGAAACCGGCAUUGAAAACGCACUAGACUCAACACAUAUUUCUGACGAAGUAGUUGAAGCUGUCCAUCCUACAAUGAAACAUAACAACCAUUGUGAUAAACAACAUACAUCGUUUCACCGCCAAGACUUUUACACCUCAUCAGAGUGUCGGAAUUGUGGGGGGCCCUGGCCCCAUAACAACAAUAUUUGUCCCGCGAAAGGAAAAUCUUGUCUGAACUGUGGAAAAUUAAACCAUUUUGCGAAAGUCUGUCGUAGUGCUCGCAAGGUUCGCGUCGGUCAACAAGAGAAUCGAAAGGCCUUCAAAAAAAAUACCACAAAAACAAAGUUCACAAGAUGUUGAUGAUGAGGAUGAAUUCAUUUUUACUCUGAAACUUACAUGUAGAGACAAAACAACUCCACAGGUUCAAAUCUCGGUCAACACCACCCCUAUCAACAUGGUUAUCGACACUGGUGCUUCCAUCGACAUCAUUGAUGAACUUGCUUUCAACACCUUGCAAAAACAGAGACCCAUAGCCCUUCAACGUUCCAAAACACGUAUUUUUGCAUAUGGAGCUACAAACCAGCUACCUGUUAUGGGACAAUUUCGUGCAACUCUAGAAUGUUUGACUGGUGCAACACCACGCAAGUUCAUGUUAUCAAAGGAAAUUUUGGUUGUUUGCUAAGCUAUCAAACGGCAUCUGCUUUGGGUCUAAUGCUGAAUGUUGACAAUGUGAAACCAGAACAUGCCACCCAUGAACAACUGAUGAAAGAGUAUGCCCAUCUGUUUAACGGAAUUGGCACUCUUAAAAAUUUUGAAGUUAAAUUGCACAUUGAUGAUACUGUCCUCCAGUAGCACAACCCCUCCCCCAUCGUAUUCCUUUCCACAUGCGGCAAAAGGUCUGAGAUGCGCUCGACACGUUAGAAAGUGAUGGAAUUAUUGAAAAAGUAUCAGAUGCCACUCCUUGGGUCAGUCCAUUAGUUGUUAUCCCAAAGAUUGUUAUCCACCAUAUUUACAAAGCUUGAUCUUCGCUCGGGAUACCACCAGUUAUCUCUCGCUGAGGAAAGUCAACACAUAACCACAUUUGUAAUGCACAAAGGACUCUAUCGCUACAAGAAGUUGAAUUUUGGCACCAAUUCGGCAAGUGAAAUCUUCCAACAUGUAAUUAGCGAACAAAUCUGUGACAUUCCGAAUGCCAUCAACAUUAGUGAUGACAUAAUUAUCUUUGGCAUAACACAAGCUGUGCAUGACAAAGCUCUUCAUGAAAUUUUUGAGCGGUUUUCUCUCAUUGGAUUAACCUGUGAGUUCAGUCAAUCGCAGCUCACAUUUUUUGGUUUUGUAUUCUCAGGUGAUGGUAUUUCACCAGAUCCAGUGAAGGUUUCAGCAAUUCACAACUGCCCACCUCCAAAUUCAAUUAAAGCUGUUCGGAGUUUCCUUGGGAUGGUGACAUAUUGUGCGAAAUUUAUCCCUAAUUUCAGUGAUCUCACAGAGCCUUGGCGAGAAUUAACAAGAAAAAAUGUGCCUUUUUGCUGGACAUCUAGGCAUGCUAAAUCCUUCAACACAGUAAAAGCUGUCCUCACAAGUGCGACAGUUAUGGCAUAUUUUGAUCAAACCAAGGAAACAGAACUUAUCACUGAUGCAUCACCUUUUGGUCUCUCAGCUAUUCUGACACAGAAAGUCCCAGGAUCAGACCAACGAAAUGUUGUUGCAUAUAUCAGUCAUUCGCUGUCAGAUGUUGAGAGACAAUACUGUCAAACAGAGCGAGAAGCUCUUGCAAUUGUGUGGGCAAUUGAACGUUUACAUAUCUAUCUAUACGGAAGACAUUUUACUCUGAUAACUGAUUGCAAACUAGUUGAGUUGAUUUUAAAUAAUCCACAAUCAAGACCUCCAGCCAGAAUUGAGAGAUGGAAUUUACGCUUGCAAGAUUAUGACUUUAAU
Molecule: messenger RNA, 2442 nt
Organism: Paramuricea clavata
Lineage: Eukaryota; Metazoa; Cnidaria; Anthozoa; Malacalcyonacea; Plexauridae
Source: the annotation of a GenBank genome assembly